This is a messenger RNA of Ascoidea rubescens DSM 1968, 1278 nucleotides long. Its product is annotated as PEX28-32 family peroxisomal membrane protein. The transcript is spliced from 2 exons. The record is from RefSeq and is a predicted model, not a curated record. The annotation marks the transcript as partial. Lineage: Eukaryota; Fungi; Ascomycota; Saccharomycetes; Ascoideales; Ascoideaceae. Gene Ontology annotation, biological process: peroxisome organization. Gene Ontology annotation, cellular component: peroxisomal membrane.
CCAGCCGAUACCAGAGCUUCCUUUACAAACAUAUCUUCUGAUCCAGUGGCCUCCAACGUCAACCAUGCUCACAGCAAUGUCAUCAAUAGCAGCUCCCCUUCGUUGAAUUUCUUACCCAAAGCCUCUCCUUUACUAGCCUCAACUCCAACAACUGUCUCCAAGGCCUUGAUAAGAGCUUAUCCCUACUUGGUUCUAACCGAUAAAUUGCUAAGUAUAUUAACUUGGACCAACGACAAUUACUUCAUAAACUUAUCAAUUCUUUUCUCUAUAAUAUCUUUAGUUCUAUAUUUUGAAUUUAUAAUAACCUACUUUGGUCAUAUCUUGGCUGUCCUAUUAUUAUUUCUUUAUUUCUAUAUCAUCCAGCAAAUCAACAUCAAUAAUUUAUCCUCGAAUAAUCUUAACUCAAAUCCCAAUAAUAUUGUAAAUCUAUUAACAAGCGUCUCCAUUAAAUCAGAAAUCCUAUUGUCCCCAAUAACUUCUCUCAAGCUAUCAACUUAUGAUUUAAAAAGAUUAUUAUUCACAACGGUUUUCUUAUCUCCAAUUUACAUUAUCGUAUCUUUUUUUUUCAUCAAGCCAAAGGUUCUUAUAUUACUCUUAUUAACUCAUCUUUUGACUUAUCAUUCAAUCCAAUACAAAAUAAUUCGAAGAAUUCUUUGGAAAUCUAAAACUUUUAAAUUAAUCUCCUUCUAUUUAACCGGCUUGAAUUUCAAUAAAAUUUCCUCAAACUCAAGACUAAACAAUUUCCUAAAACUUAAUAAUAAUAACAAUACAGGUAUAAGCAAUAACUCCACCAACUCCGGAAAUAGAUCCUUCUUCUCCUCAAAUGAUCAAUCCGCUAUCGAUGACCCCUUUGCUAAGUCUUCAAUUGAUAACUAUGGCAAACCCAUUCGUUUCACGUAUGUCCUAUAUGAAAAUCAAAGAAGGUGGUUAGGUAUUGGCUGGACUUCUAACUUACUAAGUUAUGAAAGAGCACCAUGGACAGACGAAUUCCUAAAUGAAUCUCUUCCACCAGACGAUUUCAAAUUACCUGAAACCCUAUCGAAUAAUGAUAACCUCAAUAAUAUGAUCUGGAAAUGGGUCGACAAAAAUUGGAAACUAGAUCUAACUAACGAUGGCGCUUUAACUAUUCCAAAGGGUCAUAAAUCGAAAUUGGUCGUGGAUCCACGAAAUGAUGAUGGCUAUAUCUUUUAUGAUAAUACCUGGAAAAAGCCCAGUAGCGAAGACUCCUAUUCAAAAUAUACGAGAAGAAGAAGAUGGGUAAGAACUGCUGAAUUAAUU